CCCCCAGUGGUGCGGCACGUUGCGACAGUGGUUUAGAAAGAACGACCAAAAACGCGAUAAAAAGGAAAUUUUAGACCAUUAUAGUUGGUGGAUUGGAACCAGAAACGUUUCCAGAAUGUACGGGGGUGAAGACUACCAAGACUAUGACCAGUAUGGCCAACAUCCAUACGGCCCUCCAGAACCAUAUGAACUGCACACAGGUGACCCGCGUGCUGACCUGGAGUACGAGCGUCAGUACCAGCAGGCUCCGCCCGCGUAUAUCGUACCUGACGUCAUCAAACGCUUCAUCGAGUACUUCCACAAGUGUGUAGGCGAUGGCAACGUCUACGAAAUAGGCAACAUCUAUGAAAACAGCUUCAACAAACUGACAGAGAGGUUCUUCAAGACAUCCUCCUGGCCCGAGGCUGAGUACAUCAUGCCGUUAGUAAAAAAUGACAAUGUGUUCCUGAUUCUGUACAAGGAGCUGUACUUCAGGCAUAUCUAUGCCAAGGUUCAGGGUGGACCAAACUUGGAGCAGAGGUUUGAGUCCUACUACAACUACUGCAACUUGUUUAACUACAUCCUCAACCAGAAGUCUCCGGUACCAUUAGAGCUGCCCAACCAGUGGCUGUGGGACAUCAUUGAUGAGUUUAUUUACCAGUUCCAGUCCUUCACACACUACCGCAGCAAACUCAGCAAGAAGGGCGACGAUGAGAUCAUGAUCCUACGCUCAAACCCCAAGAUCUGGAACGUGCACAGUGUGCUGAAUGUGUUACACUCGCUGGUGGACAAGUCCAGCAUCAACAGGCAACUGGAGGUCUUCAGCAGUGGAGGUGACCCAGACAGUGUAGCGGGAGAUUUUGGUCGUCACUCGCUGUAUAAGAUGCUGGGUUACUUCAGUCUGGUGGGCCUGCUGAGGCUCCACUCCCUGUUAGGGGACUACUACCAGGCCAUCAGGGUCCUGGAGAACAUCGACCUCAACAAACAGGGUUUGUACUCCCGAGUGCCGUCGUGCCAGAUCAGUAUGUACUACUACGUUGGGUUUGCGUACAUGAUGAUGCGGCGCUACCAGGACGCCAUACGCACCUUCACCAGUAUCCUCCUGUACAUCCAGCGCACCAAGACCAUGUUCCAACGCCAGAGCUACACUUUUGACAUGAUUAUGAAGCAGAAUGAGCAGAUGUUUAACCUCCUGGCAGUCUGCCUGACCCUGUACCCCAUGCGUAUCGAUGAGAGUGUCCACUCCCAGCUGAGAGAGAAGUGUGGGGAGAAGAUGAUCAGGAUGCAGAAAGGGGACAUGCAGGCCUUUGAGGACAGUUUCUCCUUUGCCUGCCCAAAGUUCCUGUCUCCAGUGGCUCCAAACUAUGAAGCACCACCAGCAAACUACCACAAGGAGGCGUUCAUGGCCCAGCUGAAGGUGUUUAUAGAUGAGGUCCAGCAGCAGAUCGCCCUCCCCGUGGUGCGCAGCUACCUUAAACUCUACACCACCAUGCCUGUCUCCAAACUCGCUGGGUUUCUCGACAUGACUGAAGAGGAGUUCCGUACUCACCUGCUCUGCUUCAAACACAAGAUGAGCAACGUCACGUCCUCCAAGGGCACCGGGGGUCUGGAUGGGGAGUUCCAGUCUGCCUCUGAGGUCGAUUUCUUCAUCGACAAGGACAUGGUUCACAUAGCAGACACGAAGGUCGCCCGCCGCUACGGUGACUUCUUCAUCAGGCAGAUUCAUAAGUUCGAGGAGAUGAAGAGGAGCUUUGGAGAGCUUCAAACCAAGAGCUGAUCAUCUGGAAAUGCCAACCAGUAAAUUAUAGUCUUCAGCAAUGUGUGACAGUCCUUCUUUUGAAAAGAUGUCAGCCUUUGGUGUGGUGUGAUUUCUCUCUGUUUCAGUGAGUGCCAGCUACCCUGGA
Molecule: messenger RNA, 1883 nt
Organism: Branchiostoma belcheri (Belcher's lancelet)
Lineage: Eukaryota; Metazoa; Chordata; Leptocardii; Amphioxiformes; Branchiostomatidae
Product: eukaryotic translation initiation factor 3 subunit L-like
Exons: 16
Coding region: 116-1756 (546 amino acids)
Biological process (GO): translational initiation
Cellular component (GO): cytoplasm; eukaryotic translation initiation factor 3 complex
Molecular function (GO): translation initiation factor activity; protein binding
Source: RefSeq, a predicted model, not a curated record